CCAGAACUUGGGAAGGCGCGUCGAAGUAAUUACACCCUUCCGGGUUAUGAUUUUAACUACGGAUUGUAUCUACACGGAAUGGAUGGAGGCGUCCCUGAAGCCAUUUGCCACUGGCACGUCAUGAAGCCGAGAAUUAUUUUGGAGAAGGAGAAACCCCGGGAUUACAUGACCACCAACGUCCAGGCGGUCAAGGAUGGCUACGUCACCGCCCACGAGCAGAACCUGUACCGCAAGAUGAAGGACUUCCAUGUCAACGUGGAGGACGAACGUCGGUUCAAGAGGACCCCUCCCAAAGUCCCUCCGGACAUGACCUAUGGAAGACCAGCACG
Notechis scutatus (mainland tiger snake) is the source of this 329-nucleotide messenger RNA. The record is from RefSeq and is a predicted model, not a curated record. NCBI's taxonomy places the organism in Eukaryota, Metazoa, Chordata, Lepidosauria, Squamata, Elapidae.